Acaromyces ingoldii is the source of this 742-nucleotide messenger RNA. RefSeq lists its product as hypothetical. Bases 187 to 690 code for a protein of 167 amino acids. The transcript is spliced from 3 exons. The record is from RefSeq and is a predicted model, not a curated record. Lineage: Eukaryota; Fungi; Basidiomycota; Exobasidiomycetes; Exobasidiales; Cryptobasidiaceae.
AGAGCGCAUGGAUGCAUCUGAAUCGUCGUAUUAUGAGUGUUAUCACGGAUUGCGACGCCUUUUGUUCAAGAUGUCGCAUGGACGGCACCCGUCGGACCGUCAUCAGCAGAUUCGAGACCGCUCUCUAUCCCAAAGCCCGACAUUGGUGUCGGACUUCGUGUGAUCGAAAGGGCAGAGCUGCAAACGAUGUCUUCGCAGACACGCGCCCGGGACGAGCUCUUGACUGAGCAUGUCCUUGGGCUGCUAAACUCGCACGCAGCAUUCAGGCUUAUCGCCACGCCUUCGACAGGACUGGAAGAGGUCGCAUUUCCCUUUCUUGUUUACGAGGCAAAGUCGGACUCGAGUUCUCUAUUUUUUGCGGAAAAUCAGUCUGCAGGUGGUGCUGCGAAGGCUUUGAGUCUUCUGCAACAGCUCUCGUCCUACGAUGAUGGUACAGACACACUGCCAGUCUUUGCCUUCGCUUCGUGCGGAACAUUGUGGGAAGCUUUCAUCGCAUUUUACCAGGAACAAAGCGAAUCGUACCAUCUCUUGCCGAUCAGCAGAAAACUUGAUCAAACCUGUGACAUCGAUAUCUUCCAUCUCCAACUGAUGUUGUUGCGGAUCCGCAGUUGGGUGGUAUCGGUGUACAAACCUAGAGUUGAGUUGAUGAUCAAACAAUUACUCACGGAGUAUCGAGGACAGAGACAUUAGUGUUAGCAAAUUGGUCUGAGGCCGGAACCCUUCAUCCGGAUUCACUCCCCUU